AUGAACUGCAAUAUUCAUCAAAAACUGUUGGUGCCAUUGAUUUAAAAAGUUAAGAUGACAUGUAAUCUACAAGGAAAUGAUAUGAAUCAUAUUGAAAAUAUAGUCCGUUCAGAUUAUCAAGCAGCUUACUCCGCCCCCUAGGCUACUAUAUCUUUCGCAUCAAUGUUUCAUUGCAGAUGACGAUUAAUCUUUGCUAUGACUGCAUUUAUUGACUUCUUUUUCUAACUUUUUAGAACAAAAAGAAAUAAAAAAAUCGUCCCGCGUGAUUAAGUGCGGAGAGCUACUUUGGCCGCAGAAGCGGAGUCCUCUGGUUGACAUUCAGGAUCUGAACAGACUGUAACUUUUUUUUAGAUGUUUCACUAUAUAUUUUUUUGUUGAUUUUAAAUCAUGCUCAUACCUAGGCGUUAAAUAUUUUAUAAAAACGAAUCGAAAAAAGACUCACUAUGAGAAACUCGAAAUUGCCAGAUAUUUCCUGAAGAAAUUGACGAUAAACUCGCUGAGAACGAAUAGCAGGCGAGGGUGCCCCUACAUUGGCGAGCCACCGACCACAACCAAAGCGCCUUCGAGAAAGAAGGGCGAGCCGAAAAUUGAGAGGAAUGAGAAAAAGGAGGAAAGCGAGGAACUAGCUCUCAUGGAUGCAAAAAGGUGUUACAGCUUUCUAGCAACUUUUCAGGCUAGGUCACGCUAAUAUCAUGCUCUUAUCGAUACAAGACUACUUUUGUUACCUCUAGAUAGACGAUUUUUUCUUGCAAAAACGGUUUUGAGGCGUUUCUACUGGCUAAAGUUCGACUUUAAAAACUGAUCGUUCAUGUUAACAUAUGUAAUCAACAACGUUCUACAAAACUGAUUAUCUUUGAAACCAUGUAUUUGUUAUGAAUAUGCGAAAAAAAUAAGAUUAAUCGCGAAAAAAAUUAACGAAUCACAAAAUCGUCGCGUUUCAGAAAACCAAGUGAGGAACGCUUCUAAAUUUUUUAGUAUUUUUAUACAUUAACAUAUUUUUAAACUUUAUGAAUGAAAAUAAAAAAAUUCUAGCGACGCGAAAAAAAGUUGAAGCUUUUAAAGUGACACCAAACUUUGAAGCUGCAUGCGAAAAAAAAUUUCAGCGACAUGGUAUACUUUUUUUAUUCAAUAUAAUAACUCAAAGUGUGUUUAAAAAAAGAAAAUUCAAAAAAAUAAUCAUUGGGACAGCGAAUCAAAUUAUAUUUGAUUUUUUUACCAAAAACCUCAUUUUUUUCGUCUGCCUCGAUGACGCGUGAGACAAUAGGAACGCGUUUAUCUUUUUGAUUAUGUUAUUAAGCGUUCAAAACUCUAUCAAUGAAAAAAUAAUAAAAAAAACCUAACGACGCGAAAAAAAUAACGGCUUUGAAAACCCCGAAAAAUGGCCUAUUUUUUUGGUACGUAGGAAAAAUUCGUGCAAGUGUCCGUAGCAGUGUUUGCGUCAAGCGAACCGACCUACGUUUUUAAAUGAUGCCGGAGCCGUUUUUCGUCAUCAAAUUUCACUUUUUCUAUUUUAUCUCGAAUUAAGAUUUUUUUUUUUUUUUUCUUUUUUUCCAAGUCAAACGAUAAUAAUUUUUCCCAAUUAGAAAAAAAGAGAAAUAAGCAAAAAAACUUCCUCCUGAACUUUUUUUAAGUAAUUUUUUAUGAUUUCAUCAAAACUGCUUAUGAAAAUUGUAAAAAAACUUGAUUCAAAAAUGGUUAAGAAAUGCGCACAAUUAAUUUGAAAGAAAGCGUGCGGCAGCGGGUAAACAGUGAUUUUGAGCCUCCUUGUUGAACGCCGCGCGCUAGUUUUUUGGCUAUAAUUUUUUUUCUUAGCGAACCGUUUUUCAAAAAAUGGACGGAUUAUGAAAAUUGACAGUCUCCUCUAUUGAAAAGUGUGAAAAACAUCUUUUUCGAAUCAUUAUGAAAAAGAGGCUUGCGUCCCCCACCUCUAGAGACAGAUCCUAUACAAAUUGCGGAGAGGGAAAAAAUUUUUAAAAAUUCCUUGGCUCUGGAACAGACGGCGCACUAAUGACCGGCCAACAGUCCCCUUUGACACUGUAUUAAACACGUAAGAGAAAAACCUUUCAAAAAUAAUCGGAAAAAAAUGACUGGUCAACGUCUUAUUUCUAGGAGGAUUUUGAAGUUAACUUUCAAAAAAUUUCAGGGAAUGUUUUAAUAAAUUCCCUUCAAGUUGCUUCUUUAUUAAUUACUGUUGAAACAUUUGAACGCAAAAAAAUUUGAAUUUCUUGAAAAAAAUUUUAAUCUCACAAAUUUCCUGUUCAAAAAAAUCAGACUGUAGCGCCGUCCACGACCAUAGAGAGGGUUUUCCAGAACUUAAUUAAUACUUAAGAAAAGUACAAACGAAUAUUUCUAGGAUCCAAGUACAGCUAUCAACUUCCUACACUAAAAAUCAGCAAUCUAUCAGAAAGAUAAAAAUGGGGCAACUAUCAACGAAAAUAAACUGUGAAAAGAAAGCGACUUACUGCGGAAUCUGCUCAGAGCGCGGCGACUUUUCGACAGUUCCUUUCUUCCGGUUGGAGUUCGCGACGCCAAAGACGCUCGUGUCGUGGUCCACGAGCUCCACGCCGGCGAACGGAAGCUUCUCUUCGACGCGCUUCGCAAAAUAAGUCGUUUUUCAACUCGAUAAUCUUCAAAAUUGCAAAUUUUUAGUGGCCGACCAGUACCUGGAGCACAAACGACUCGGCAAUGCCACCAUUCAUAUUGAUGAUCUCGUCAAGCUUUGGUACGUGAAAAAAGUCCGGGAAGUCUAGUGGGAAAAACUUCAGUCUUACAAAUUUCCUAUUCUGAAUGAGAAAUUUGUAAGAAUGAAAUUUUUAUUAGGCUAUUCGAAUAUCAGAUUUUAGCUCUGUCCACAACCAUAGAGAAAAACAAAACUUCGAAUAGAGUUUGCAAAAAGUCGAAAAAUAAUUGAUGGGAGGAAAGGGUGUUUUUUGCGCUUUUAGGAGAAACAAACAUUUCCCUCGGACAUUGGUAACGCGAAACGGACGUGCUCCGGACGUUUCUAGGCAAUUCUAGGGUUCACUUAAGAGCGCUGAGGCUACUAAAGUAGCCACUAGAAAUUCCCCGACACGUCCUAUUCGCGUCCCGUUCGCGUUACCAAGGUCCGAGUCCGUCAUUUAGUUCUCCCAUAAUAUGUUUUCCUUUUAUAUGGCAUCUUUCUGGACAUUGAUUAAGUAUAGAAGGUAUUCUGGAAACCAACAAAACUAUCUUUCAGGAAAAUCUACUUCAUACCGUCUUUUAUCUUUGGAAUCCUCGACUCAGCCCUCCUUAUCAUAGGUGGUAAAGGAAUCAGCAUGUAAUUAGCCUGAUGAGACUGAAAAAAUUACUAAAUACAGAAACUUUGCUGAACUCUACGGGUUGUCGGUGCUCACAUCAGCCGCCUUAGCCAACGUCGUGUCGAAUUUGUUGCUGCAACGAUCACAAGACCACGCUGUCCGCUUAUUAGGUUACUUGAACAUUCAGUAAGUCUUUGCUUCAACCAGUUUUUUUUUUUUUGAUUUUCUCUUCUCAAAGAGAGGCUAAAAACUUUGAGAUGCGUUGGUUGAUAGUCAAAGAUAAGAUAAAAGAAAACCGUUUUGACUGAUAAGUUCUGUGAACGAAAACAUUGAAUGAGUUGGACCAAGGGAGAAGAUAACUUCAGAAGACCAGUACUCACACCGGAGCAGAUGAACAAUCCUGACGGACUCAAUGUUAUUCAAUGGGCUCGGGUACUUUAUUUCUCUUCUAAGAACAAUUUAUAGAAUUCCCAGAUUGUCGGCCUUCUAAUUGGCUCAACGAUUGGUCUUUUUCCAUUGUUGUUCUUUGACGAUUGCUUCGAUGUCCGAUCUAACUCCAAAGUACAUUGGUUGGAAAGUAAGCUCAUGGGAACAACUUGAAAGAAAUGCCAGCUGUUCAGUUGUUGACAAAUCGUAUCAUCGGGAAUAUAGAAGUUCAGAAUGCGGCGACUACCUUGAAGAUACGAUUGAAUCUUCGAAUACUCCUAAAAAAGAGUUACCCCCCACUUCAAAUGCUUACAUGAGUCUUGACUAA
Caenorhabditis auriculariae is the source of this 4029-nucleotide messenger RNA. The record is from the annotation of a GenBank genome assembly. NCBI's taxonomy places the organism in Eukaryota, Metazoa, Nematoda, Chromadorea, Rhabditida, Rhabditidae.